Rotaria sordida is the source of this 2250-nucleotide messenger RNA. The record is from the annotation of a GenBank genome assembly. Lineage: Eukaryota; Metazoa; Rotifera; Eurotatoria; Philodinida; Philodinidae.
AUGUCAGAUAUAAUAAUUAAUGAUUCGAAUAAUGGUAUUCGUGAAUCAUGGUCCGAACAACAUCUUAUACAAGCAAUAGUUUUACUUGAAGAUGCAUAUUCAUUUCGUUCAAUAGCUCAUAAAUUAUCUCCAUCGAAUAUAUUAAAACUUUAUAGAUUAUAUUGGUCAAAAUGGAUUCAACGUUUAUUAACAUUAAUUGUAUCAUGUCAAUUACUUCUUAUAUUUAUUCAAUAUCCAUCAUCAAUUAGUCGAACAUCUGAUUUAAGAAAACAAACAAAACGUUUAACAUUACCUUGUAUUAUACAAAUAAUUAUUGAAUUUUUAUGUUUAAUUAUUUUUUAUAUUGAUGCUAUUGUUCGAGUUUAUUUAAUUGGAUUACGAAAUGCUCGAAAAAGACCCUGGAUAAUAUCAUAUUUUAUUGUAACAACAAUAUCAAUGAUUGAUCUUAUUAUUUCAACUAAUUUAGGUUGUCAAAAAAAAACAAUUAAUAUUCGAUAUUUACUUCGACCUUUUUAUAUGGCUUUUAUAUCACAAGAAAUGAAAAAAAUUUUUAAUAGUUUACGAAAAUCAUUUUUACAAAUUCUUAGUGUAACACUUCUUCUUGCAAUUCAUAUUUAUUUUUUUUCUGUUAUUGGAAUGAUUUUAUUUCCACCGGCGAAGUCAAAAGAUCCAACAAGUGAUCGAAUGGAUGAAGGAACAAAAUAUUUUCCAGAUUUUCCUGAUGCAUUAAUUAAUUUAAUUGUUCUUUUAACAACUGCAAAUAAUCCAGAUGUAACAUUACCGGCUUAUUCAAAAAAUCGAUUAUAUAUUAUUUAUUUUGCUAUUUUUCUUACCAUUGGUCUUUAUUGUUUAAUGACAUUAUUUACUGUUAUUAAAAUGAAUACAUUUAAAGAAUUUUUUACAACAUCGAUGCAAAAUUCAUUAUUUCGUCGUCGUUUAGCAGUUCGUGCUUGUUUUGAUAUAUUACUUGAACGUGAAGUUGCUCCAUCACUACGAACAACAGAUGAUAUAACAAUUUCACUUACCACUCAUCAACCAUCUCGAUCAACAGCUCCUAUGUUAGUAGUAACACGUGUUAUAUCCGGUACAAAUUUACCUGAACUUCAUAAAAGUGCAUUACUUGAUAUAUUAACACGUAAUAAUCAACGAAAUAGUCAAGUUACAUGGGAUAUGUUUUCAACAGCUAUGUUAUCACUUGAUGCUGAUCAUCCAAAACAACCUGUUGAACAUCAUGAAUAUUCUGGUAUGUGGGCAGUAGUACAAUUAAUUGGUGUUUCAAAAUAUUUAACAUGGUUUGGAAAUGCAAUUGGUUUAAUUAAUUUUAUUAUUCUAGUUAUUGAAGGUGGUCUUCGAUAUCAUCCGAAAUUUUUUAUAAUUGAUAUUAUGUUAUCCAAUAUUUUAUUUGCAUUUUGUAUUUAUUAUUUUCUUGAAAUAAGUCUUAAACUUUGGUCACUUCGUCCAAAAAUCUUUUUUAAAUAUGUAUUCAAUGCAUUUGAUGCUAUUUUAGCUGUUUCUUUAUUUGUUCUUCAUAUAGUUCAUUGGUCAAUUUAUGGAACAUUAAGUAUUACACAAAUUGAAGUCGACAAUGAUGCUAGUGGAACAGCAAGUUCAAUUUGGGCAAUAACACGUAUUAUUAAUUUAUUUGUUGUUUUUCGAACAAUUCGUUCAAUGCCUCAUUUUACUAAUUAUGGAAUUAUUAUGGGAACAAUUAGUGAUGGAAUGAGAAAUUUAAAAGCAUUUAUUGGAAUUCUUAUUUGUUUAUUUUAUAUAUAUGCUGUAUUAGGUAUGUGGCUUUUUCAUGGAGUUAUUAAAGUACCGACAGAAUCUGAUAUAGUAAAUGCAACAUGUGGAUCAUAUCAACAAAGUAAUUAUUGGGCGAAUAAUUUUGAUGAUUUUUUUUCAACUGUGGUUAUUUUAUAUGAUGUUAUGUUAGUUAAUAAUUGGGGAGUAUUUUUAAAUGCUCUAAGAGAAUUUUCUACAAGAUGGAGUCAAUUAUAUCUUGUUAGUUGGUGGUUUUUAUCGAAUGUUUAUAUUUUAGCACUUGUACUUGGUUUUAUUGUUGAAUUAUUUUCAUUGAAUGUUACUCGUUUUGAAGAGAGUGGAUUUUCUCAAGAACAUAAUGGUUUAGCAAAUACAUAUUUUGUUAAAACACUUUUUCAUUUAUUUAAACGAAGUUUAAAAGAACCAUCCGAUGAAGAAAUAAAUCAAGGACUUGUCAAGUAUAAACAAUUAUAUGAUAAUAGACAAUGA